Messenger RNA from Cordyceps fumosorosea ARSEF 2679, 678 nucleotides. RefSeq lists its product as hypothetical. Bases 1 to 678 code for a protein of 225 amino acids. NCBI's taxonomy places the organism in Eukaryota, Fungi, Ascomycota, Sordariomycetes, Hypocreales, Cordycipitaceae. The transcript has 3 exons. The record is from RefSeq and is a predicted model, not a curated record.
AUGGUGUACUACUACACGUCCAACGUGGUGGACCCGCCUGGCUUCAUCUACGUCGGCAAGGACAAGUUUGAGAGUAUGCCGACCACUUUUCACGUCGACAAGCUGUCCAGCGCACACGUUUACCUCCGGAUGCAACCGGACCAAGCAUGGGACUCCCUCCCCGAGGACCUCGUCGCCGACCUCGCCCAACUCACCAAGGCCAACUCCAUCGAAGGUUCCCUCCCUCCCCCUCCCCCUUCCCCCAAGCAACUCCCACUGACACAACCCCCCCAAGGUAACAAAAAGGACAACAUCACGGUGAUUUACACCCCCUGGUCCAACCUCAAAAAGGACGGCUCCAUGGACGUCGGCCAGGUCUCCUUCCACAACCCGCGCCUCGUCCGGCGUGUGCUCGUCGCCGCGCGGCAGAACCCCGUGGUCAACAGGCUGACCAAGACGCGCACCGAGGUCCAGAAGCCGGACCUGAAGCAGCAGCGUGAUGAUCGUGAUAAGGAGCGGCGUCGCAAGGCCAACGCCGCCCUGCAACUCCAAAAAAAGGAAGAGGCGCGGCAGGCGCAGGAGUGGAAGGAGAAGAAGUGGCAGAAGGACCAUGCAUAUGAUGACUUGUUUACGGAGGAGAAUAUGGAUAUGCAGAGUAAUCAGAACCGCAGCGCGGAUUGGGAGGACGACUUCAUGUAG